AUGGACGACGGGCCGGGAGACGGCCGACCCGAGUCUCCGGGCCUCAACACCUCCGGCCCCAAAAUCAUCCGGCCCAUUCCCCGCCGGCCCUUCAAACUCGCCUUUUCCACGCCCACGCCACCGGAGGACGACGAUGAGUACACCUCACCGCGGCCGCAGAUCACCGCCAGCGACCUGCGCUUUCUCGCUCCCCACCAGCACGCCGCGGUCGCCACGCCGAGAAGCGAUAGCGGCAGCCAGGAUGGCAGCAACCCCAUCAGUCACACCACGUCCCUGCUGAACUUGACCGCUCCGGCUUUGUAUGGCAUCUAUUCACCUUCGACGCUGGGAUCGUCGUCGCUUAGUCGAGCGGAUGAGGAGGAGCCGGACCAGGACUAUUUUAGGGAGGACGCAGACCGCGGCAGCAGUUUUGGUAGUAGUGGUGGUGGUGGUGCGGAUACACCGCUGGAUUCUCCGGGACCGCUACAUUUGGCUAGUAUGGACGUGGCAGCAGAUGAGUUGAGGCGUUUGCGGUCCUCGCUUUUGGCGCGGAAGGGGAAUUCCUUUUUGGGACCAGCACCAGUAGCAACGGGAGUAGCAGUGGUGGGACAAACAGGAGGAGGAAGUAGGGCAGCCCCUUCGUUGCUUUCGAGGAGACAGGAGCGGAAGCAGAAACAACGAACAGGGAUAGUGGCCGUCCAGCUUGUGCUCCGCGCAGCGCUGCUUUUUGUCCUCGGGGUCGGCUACGGCGUGCUGGUCACGCGGCUGCCACAGAAGAAUAGUCGUUUGGGCCAGCAUCAGAACAGCAGCAGCAGCAGCAACAGCAACAGUGGCACCCAUCGACUCACCACACCCCCAGCCGCAAUCGACGAAACGAGCCUGGAGUGGCGGUACCUCGUGUUUUGGGGCGUCGCAGGCGUGGCGCUGGGGACUUUGCUGCCGUGGUUUGACCGCUUCUGGGAAGAGACAGUAGCGGCGCGGCGAGAAAAAGCCUCCGGCGCGAUGAGAAGCAGCAGCAGCAACCCCCAAAAGAGCAGCAGCAUCGACGGGCCUGAUAUCGACCUCGGAACUGACACCAACCUUAACCUCAACCCCGACGGUGACGCUGACCUCGGCGCCGACAUCGAGCCGCCACAAACAACACCCACAUCACCACCCCCAGCAGACUGGACCCUCGUGAUCCGCGGCAUCGGCGCCUUCGUCGGCAUAGCCUUUGCCAUCCGCCGCCUGCCCUGGGCAUCCACCAUGCAGGUGUCGCUGACCCUAGCCUUAGCCAACCCCUUCUUGUGGUAUCUCAUCGACCGAUCGAAGCCGGGGUUCCUAUUGAGCGCCGCGGUCGGGCUGGUGGGUGCGUCGGGGGUGUUGGUGGCUGGGGUUGUGAGGCCGCUCGGUGGAGGUGACGGUACUGGGUCGUUGUUGCGGGUUGGUGGUAGUGGUGGGUAUGAGGGCGUCUGGGGGUUUGGUGGUAAUCAUAAUAAUACCGGGCUUUCUUCGUCGUCGUCUUUUGUUGAUGACGGGAGUGUGGGGGGUACCGGGGGGAGGGGGUUACCUGUCGGGUUGGAGACGAUUGAGACCAGCAUUUGGAUGUUGAGUGUGCUGUUUUGUAGUUGUGUGUGUUUUGGUAAUAUUGGUCGGCGGCUUGUGCUUGGGUCGGCGGCUGCUGGGCGGGGGCGAUGGGGAGGUGUGAGGUGA
This is a messenger RNA of Dichotomopilus funicola, 1671 nucleotides long. RefSeq names its product insulin-induced protein-domain-containing protein. Gene Ontology annotation, biological process: sterol biosynthetic process. Gene Ontology annotation, cellular component: endoplasmic reticulum. Bases 1 to 1671 code for a protein of 556 amino acids. The transcript has a single exon. NCBI's taxonomy places the organism in Eukaryota, Fungi, Ascomycota, Sordariomycetes, Sordariales, Chaetomiaceae. The record is from RefSeq and is a predicted model, not a curated record.